AUGGAGAGCAAAGGGGAAGAGCAUAAAGAUGAGGCUGUUGACUUAAACAAGGUGAUAUCAGACUCAUUAACCUCCUUAAGUUAUCUGCUGGCUGACCAUGGUCGAGAUGACAUCUCUCUUAAUUGUGACGUGCCAAACAGGCAGGAUGAACAUGAAGAUACGAAUCUUGAGCGGACUAUUGGAAACGUUUUGAAUGACUUUUAUCAGUCCAGUUCAGUAAAAAGUGAACUUAUAAAGAACGGCCAGCAUCAUGAGAGUGAAAAUUUUAAGGAACCAGAGCUGGAGGAUUUUGAAGAAAUAGAAUCGCAUCUCGGACCAAAUAAUCUGGACGAAGCUGAUGAACGGCAAGUAAAUGAAUCUGAUUUGGAUUUAGAAGCAGCAAUAAAAAGCGCUUUUGGGGACUCUAUAAGGAGUGAAAUAGAGAGAGGGGAGCAUGAUGGAGAUGAUGGUAACGCCCCUUCCUGCCUGGAUGAAGAGAUGGAUUUGAAUGUGGUUAUCGGGAAUGCUUUCAAUGAUGUUUUAAAAAAAGAGAAUCAAAUAAGCUCAAUAAGCUCAGUGCAUGUCUCUGAUGUCGGUAGUAAAAACAAGGUUCCGGAGAGCUCGGCUGCUCGUAAGGAUAAACCUAAGAUGAAAAGCGAAAUUCAACAUUCCAAUAACUCGGAAAAUGAACAACUUAAUGAGCUGGAACACCAAAAGGGGAAGCAAGAACGUAAUUUACCAAAUGUUGGAACAAAUUUAUUAGAAAUUGAAGGAGAGGAUAAAAUUAUACAAGGUCAUCAGCUGAUUGAAGAACAGGACAUUGAACUCGAAAGAGCUAUAGGAGAUGCCUUUAAUGCUAUAGUAGGUACGUCCCAUGAGACAAAUUAUUUGGAAGAUAAUUUGGAAGAUUCUAAGUCCCGUACGAUUCGCGUUGCCUUAGAAAAGGUGAAAGACUUCAAGAAUGAAGAAUUAUCGAGCAAUAGAAGAAUUGGUCCAUCUGAUUUUGCAAAACAAGUGGCAGAGAGGAUUUCCGAGUCAAAUAGUAUAAUUAGACAGGAUGGUCCCAAGAUCUCCAAGGAGAUAUUGCUGACUUUGAUUGCUGAAAUUACAAACCAAGUAGAGGAAGAGCUACUUGGCAACCAUUCAACAGAGAAGAGUAAUCCAAGUGAGUCAAAUCUGAGAAAUGAUGAACAUUCAGAUUGUAGAACAGAAGAAGCUGUUACUGUCUCAUCAAAGCAUGUAUCCGAGAAAAAUAAUUAUGCAUCGACAAGUUUAGAACAUGCUGGGUCUUCUGUGUCACCAGGAAUUAUAAAUCACGAGGCAGAGUUUGAAGAAUCACAGAUGAACGACAUUUUGCAGAACGCCUUCAACAUGGCUAUGGAAAACCCACAAGGUUUGUUGACAAACAUGGAAAUCGAACAUGAAGAUAGCAAGGCUUCUUAUGAACUGCAUGAAGAAGAUGAGGAAGCAUCAAAUAAUUCUACUACCACUCUUAUUCGUCAACUACCUUCGUCUAUUGCUUCUUUCUUGAGUUCUUUGCAACGUUCGAAAGAUAUAGACCUCUCUUUUAAUGAGAAAAACUCUCCAAUUGAUGAUUUGGAACAAGAGUAUGACUCGAAAGCUUCAACGCAUAAUCUGGAGAAAGAUGAUCUCUCUAAAACGGAUGAUGAAUCUUUAUCAAUUGCGGAGACUCUAGCACUUCAUCGGUCAUCUAUGAGCGCACCAAGGAAAAACUACUCCUCCAUCAGAACAUUAGAAGAGCUUCUUAAAUCAGAUCCGUGGAAUACAGAUGGAACUAAAAUCGGACUGGAGCUCUCUAAAGUUCUAUCAACUAUAUCUAACAAAAUUCAUUCUGAUCAGACUGGUUCAGAAAAGAAUGUUUUGCAAGUUAUUAGGAAAAUGACUAAUAUUUUAACGAAGAAGCAGUCUUCCCAAAGGUUUUCCCUUUCACCUGAAGAAAUAAUGUUCAAUUAUGAGAAUGAAGGAGGAAAAGAAACUAUAGUUUCAGCGUUGUGUCAUACGAAAAAGUUCUUACGACAACAACGUAUUCAAUCACAAUAUAUUCCUCAGUCUCUCAUUUUAAUAGACAAAGUCCUUAAUAUGUUAGGCGAGAAGGACCAAAAUGAAAACUCAUCAUAUAUUACUGAAAAUUAUGAAGACGUUGCAAAUGAGCACAUUAUUUCUAUCAGCAACACCAUAAUGUCUACUAUAUCUAAUUUUUUUACUCUAAGAGGAGGCUUUAGUGCAAUACUUGGCAGUGGUCAACCCAAACUGGAUUCCCUUGAAUAUAGAGAGAAAAUUCGACAGAUAAAUCGAGCACGAAAAAAGAGAUGGAGGGUAGUCAACGCCGAACGGAACAAAGACAACGACCUUAGAUCUCGAGUUUUGAAAAGAGCCGCUUUGAUAUUUGGUGAAAAUGAUUCAUCCGAAAAGAAUUUGUGGGUUGAAGAAGAAUAUAAUAUAAGGAAAGGGAGAAGAAUGGCAAAGGAGAAGAAAGAGGAGGAAGAAAAAUUUCAGGCUGGCUCUGAUGCAGAACGCCAAAGGUUUAUACAAGAUAAAGAGAUAGAAUCAUUUUCAAAAGAUCCAAAGUUGGUAAAUCCUCUAAGUGACAUAUUUAAUAUCAUAACAGGCACAUUUAAGUCGGAGAACGUGCUGGCCACUUUAUUGGCAAUAGCUUGCUCUUCUGCUGCGGUUGCCUCUCAUUUUGCGAAACUGAAGAACACUGACUUCAAGCUUGUUGACUCAGCUACAGUAACAAUUAUUUCGUCUUUAUUAGAAGAAAUCAAUUCUGCGGGUGACAUAGAUAGGAUAGCAAGAUUGUCCAGGGGAGUCCCUCCACGUUUCAAAAUUAAUGACCAUCCAUUUUACACUAGUACUUCAAAAACACAAACUUUCGAGGAGAGCUCCUUGCAAGUGCGACAAGACAGGAAUGAAAUAUUAAGUAGACUAUCCACGACGUUCAGGGACAUUUCUCUGGAUUCACCUGAUAUUACACGUUUGGAUAACUGGGAAAAUAUGAACUCAAGAUCCAAAAGGGUAAUUAAUGAUCUAUCGAACAAUUAUAAGAGAUUGAAAUCAUCCGACCUGGAACAGUCUUACAUUCAAAAAGCAGUCAGUGGUUCGCAUCCUGAUCUGAAACCUAAUUUUGCUUUUACGCGUUCACCAAGAUCGAUUCCUUCGACACUUAAAAUGCCCAGUUACAAGCCCCCCGAUUCUAAAAUUUCGGCAGCGAAUCCCAUAUUCAACACAAGAUCAAGCAAAACAACUGAAACUAGACUCUCUCCAUUUAUAUCACAUAAGAUUGGAGGAAUAGAUAUCCUCAAAAAACCAGCACCAGAUAACAAUAUAUCGAGCCCUUCCACGCGUAACUUAAAAAAGCCGGCUAGGUUUCAGCGUCCAACCUACAAGAAGUUUCCAACGAGGAAAAGUUUUGCUUCAUCACAAAUGCAUUCAACUCAGUAG
Messenger RNA from Priceomyces carsonii, 3441 nucleotides. RefSeq lists its product as uncharacterized. The record is from RefSeq and is a predicted model, not a curated record. NCBI's taxonomy places the organism in Eukaryota, Fungi, Ascomycota, Pichiomycetes, Serinales, Debaryomycetaceae. The transcript has a single exon. Bases 1 to 3441 code for a protein of 1146 amino acids.